This is a messenger RNA of Symbiodinium sp. CCMP2592, 2061 nucleotides long. Lineage: Eukaryota; Dinophyceae; Suessiales; Symbiodiniaceae. The record is from the annotation of a GenBank genome assembly.
AUGUCGCCGCGACGGCAUCGGCUCCGCAAUGCUUUCAAGGCCGUUUGUGGCCUGUCAGCUGCGCUGACGCUCCUGCUCCAUUGCUUCGUAUCGCCACCCGCCGGGCCACCGCACGGCGUCGCAGAGCGCAGUGCGUCUGAGCCUCCACUGCGUCGCCACGCAGCGCCGACUGGAUCUGCUGAGAGGGAGCGAGGUCGAGGUCCUGCCCUUGACAAUCCGAAAGAAGAUGGUGUGCCGGCUGCGGCAGGAGCCAACGUGCUGAGCUGGGUGCUUUCUGGCCUCAGCGCCGUCUACUUGGCUCAGUUCGCGUCCUUCUACUGUCAGUGCCCGGGCCUCAUUGGCUCCUCUGGCCUUCAGCCCUUAGUGGCCCGGCCCGAGGAUGUGGACCGUACUUGGCUUCUGCACUUCGUUAGCUCGCCGGAGCUUGGCGUGGAGGCCUUCGGAUUGGUUGGGACGGUGCUGGCAGCGCUACAGCUGGCAAUGCCCCAGGCCAUGCUGCGGCACGGACCGGCGGGAGCCACCAUCUUCGCCUUUCUCUGGUGGUGCUGGCACGACCUUGUGAUAGCUGGUGGGCGAUUCACCUGCUAUCAGAUGGAUGUCAUCGUCCUGGACGCUGCGCCGUUGACCAUUCUGGCAGCACUGGGACUAGAGACGCAGGCCACCGUUUUUGGUCUGCGAUGGCUUCUCUUACGUCUCUACCUGGGUGGAGGUGCCGUAAAGCUGCUCAGCUGCGACGAGAGUUGGCGGAACCUCUCCGCCCUCCACUGGCACUUUCAAUCGCAGCCCUUGCCGAACCCUCUGGGGAACGCUGCCCACCUAUUCAUGCCAGACUCGAUCAGCCAUGCAUCGACGCUGUUUGCCCUCGUCGUGGAGAUCGGCCUGGCUUUCCUCUUCCUCGCGCCGGCCGCCGACGUCCGGCGCAUUGCCUUCGCCCUGCAGACCGCUCUGCAGGGAGGCAUCGUGCUGGCCGGGAAUUUUGGCAGCUUCAACUUCAUGACGGUGAUCAUCGCCUUAUCGCUGCUUGAGGAUGAAGAUUUGCCCCCUGCACCCGCUUUGGCCACGCGGAGCAGCGGGCAGGUCGUUCCGACGAAGUUACGAGAGGAACUGGUGCCGGCUGUGAGCCUCACCUCGGUCCUGCUAGCUGCAGGGGCCACAGCGUGGACCUUGCACAACCAGGGAGGGAGCUGCGGAGGGACCUGGGGAGCUCAGCCGAUGGUUUGGGCGGCUUUGCUCUUGGUUCCUUUUGUGCUUGCAGCCACGGUAGAGACUUGGCUGGGUCUUCUCCUGGCAGUGAUUUUCUUCCUGGGCUCCGCAGCACAACUGGCCGGAGGCUUGGGCGUAAUCCUGCCUGCCGAGGAGUUGUUGCAGAUCUUUGACUUCGGAGCUGCUCGCUACGGUCUCUUCGCAAGAAUGAGUGGCGUGGGUGGCCGCCCCACAGAAGUCUUGGAGGGUGCUCUGAGUCCAUCGGGGCCGUGGUCAACGGUCCCUUUCCGCUACCAGGUCGUUGAGACGACCCGUCAGCCGCCCUUUUGCUUUCCCCACUUCCCACGCCUGGACUGGACCUAUUGGUUCGUCCCCUUGGGCAGCAGUGAUGGCGAUCUUCAGGGCUGGCUGGGGCAAUUCCUGUCCCAAGUCCAGAUGGGGAAUGCAGAGGUUUUGAACCUGCUGGAUCGCCCUGAAUUCGAGCAACGCUUUCCGGAUGGACCGCCGCAGUUUCUGCGCAUCUCCCCUCGCACCUUCCUGGCAUCCCUACCCGGGGAGGACGGAGCUUGGUGGGUCAGCCAACCAGCUGACAUGAAUGCAGCAGCCUGGGCCGACAUGCCCGAGGGCAGCAUUCUCGAGAAGCCGGCCCUUCUCGCGGCACUUCCGCCAGCGCUGGCGGAGCCCACUCCCUGGCCGGGAACGCCCCUCCUCCGUGCAGCGGCAGAUGCUGGCCAGGAGACCUUUGUUUGGGCGACCUUUGUUUCUGCAGCGGCGGCCGCAUCUAUACCGGGCCAUUCAGGUUCGGGCGCAGAGGAGCAAGUCGUGAUGGACGUGGAGAGCGAGCCGUGCAGGAAGUAG